Alnus glutinosa is the source of this 607-nucleotide messenger RNA. RefSeq names its product large ribosomal subunit protein eL31-like. Gene Ontology annotation, molecular function: structural constituent of ribosome. The record is from RefSeq and is a predicted model, not a curated record. Gene Ontology annotation, cellular component: cytosolic large ribosomal subunit; ribosome. The transcript has 2 exons. NCBI's taxonomy places the organism in Eukaryota, Viridiplantae, Streptophyta, Magnoliopsida, Fagales, Betulaceae. Gene Ontology annotation, biological process: cytoplasmic translation. Bases 83 to 448 code for a protein of 121 amino acids.
UUGCAGUGUCAGCUAGGCUUUGUAAUUCCAUCAAUUAGGGUUUAGGGUUUGUUUCGGCGGCGGAGUUUCAGAGCCUGCAAAAAUGGUGGAGAAGACGAGCGGAGGAAGAAAGGAGGAGGUUGUCACCAGAGAGUACACCAUCAAUCUCCACAAGCGCCUUCAUGGAUGCACAUUCAAAAAGAAGGCUCCAAAGGCCAUAAAGGAGAUUAGGAAGUUUGCCCAGAAGGCUAUGGGAACAACUGAUGUCAGGGUGGAUGUGAAGCUGAACAAGCUCAUAUGGAGCCGUGGGAUCCGAAGUGUGCCUAGGAGGAUUCGAGUACGCAUUGCCAGGAAAAGAAAUGAUGAGGAAGAUGCAAAGGAGGAGCUCUAUUCACUAGUCACUGUCACUGAGAUUCCACCAGAAGGUUUGAAGGGAUUGAGCACCAAGGUGAUCGAAGAAGAUGAUUGAAUAGUAGCCUGAUAUUUGGUGACUUAUUUAUUCCAUUUCUGUUUUACUUCCAGUUUUCGAUAUGUUUCGGGAUUGUCUGGGACUCUAGAUGAUUAACACUUGAGCAACAGUGAGUUUAUGUAAUGGAUUGUAAGCCAAUGUACUUUUUUUUUGGUCCUA